This is a messenger RNA of Apodemus sylvaticus (European woodmouse), 5880 nucleotides long. RefSeq names its product regulator of G protein signaling 6 (gene Rgs6). Gene Ontology annotation, molecular function: GTPase activator activity. The coding region runs from base 393 to 1928 and encodes 511 amino acids. The record is from RefSeq and is a predicted model, not a curated record. NCBI's taxonomy places the organism in Eukaryota, Metazoa, Chordata, Mammalia, Rodentia, Muridae. Gene Ontology annotation, biological process: regulation of G protein-coupled receptor signaling pathway; G protein-coupled receptor signaling pathway; intracellular signal transduction. The transcript has 18 exons.
CCUGUUGCUGUGGGCGCCGAGGGGGCGGAUCCGGACCGGACCGGCGAGGGGCGAGGGAAACACCCCGGGAGCCCCGCGCCCUGGCACCAUGCGACCCGCCGCGCCUCCUCCCGGGUCCCGGGUUGCACAGUCUGCUCGCUGAGCCCCCUGCGGUCAGCGCCUCGGAGAGUGGCAUCAAGAAGGUGGAAGAGGAGGAGGAGGAGGAGGAGGCCACACUCGGGAGAGCAGUGCCCGGACGGAUUCGGCCGCCCCUCCACCCUGGAGAGCUGGCGACUCCCGGGUUCCCCAGCCUUAUCAUGCACUGGGCGCCAGCCGGGCUUUAGGAGAAACUGAGACGCCGGAGCAAGUCGAGACAAUUCUUUGGUUGCUAAGUGUGAGAGAAGACACUCAGGAUGGCUCAGGGAUCCGGGGACCAGCGAGCGGUGGGGAUCACUGAUCCAGAAGAGAGUUCUCCCAACAUGAUUGUCUACUGCAAAAUCGAGGACAUCAUUACAAAGAUGCAAGAUGACAAGACAGGGGGUGUGCCCAUCAGAACAGUUAAGAGCUUUCUCUCCAAAAUCCCCAGUGUCGUCACAGGUACUGACAUUGUGCAGUGGCUUAUGAAGAACCUUUCCAUUGAGGACCCAGUUGAAGCAAUACACCUGGGAAGCCUUAUUGCCGCCCAGGGCUACAUCUUCCCAAUCUCAGACCAUGUUCUCACCAUGAAGGACGAUGGCACCUUUUACCGUUUUCAGGCUCCUUACUUCUGGCCUUCAAACUGCUGGGAACCUGAAAACACGGACUAUGCCAUCUAUCUCUGUAAGAGGACGAUGCAGAACAAAGCAAGGCUGGAAUUGGCCGACUAUGAAGCGGAAAAUUUAGCAAGACUCCAGAGGGCCUUUGCAAGGAAGUGGGAAUUCAUCUUUAUGCAAGCAGAAGCACAAGUCAAGAUUGACCGGAAAAAGGAUAAGACAGAAAGAAAAAUUUUGGAUAGCCAAGAACGGGCCUUCUGGGAUGUCCACAGGCCAGUGCCAGGAUGUGUGAACACAACAGAAAUGGAUAUCAGAAAAUGUCGGCGUUUGAAGAAUCCACAAAAGGUUAAAAAGUCAGUGUAUGGUGUGACGGACGAGACCCAGUCACAGAGUCCAGUGCACAUACCAAGCCAGCCAAUCAGGAAAACUACAAAAGAUGAUAUCCGAAAACAGAUAACGUUUUUGAAUGCACAGAUUGACAGACAUUGUUUGAAAAUGUCCAAAGUGGCUGAAAGCUUAAUCGCUUACACGGAGCAGUAUGUGGAGUACGAUCCAUUCAUAACACCAGCAGAGCCAUCUAAUCCUUGGAUCAGCGAUGACAUCACCUUAUGGGACAUAGAGAUGAGCAAAGAGGCCAGCCAGCAGCGAGUGAAGCGCUGGGGCUUCUCUUUUGACGAGAUACUGAAGGACCAGGUGGGGCGGGACCAGUUCCUCAGAUUCCUGGAGUCCGAAUUCAGUUCAGAAAAUCUCAGGUUCUGGCUGGCCGUCCAAGAUCUCAAGAAACAACCUCUACAGGACGUGGCCAAGAGGGUAGAGGAAAUCUGGCAAGAGUUUCUAGCUCCCGGAGCCCCAAGUGCAAUCAACUUGGAUUCUCACAGCUAUGAGAUAACCAGCCAGAAUGUCAAAGAUGGAGGGCGACACACAUUUGAAGAUGCCCAGGAGCACAUCUACAAGCUGAUGAAGAGUGACAGCUACGCCCGCUUCCUCCGGUCCAAUGCUUACCAAGAUCUAUUGCUGGCCAAGAAGAAGCCAGAAAGUGAGCAAGGUCGUAGAACUUCCCUAGAAAAGUUCACCCGCAGUGUGGGAUGGAAUUGCAAAAAGAGCAAGCAGCCCCCCUCUGCAGAAGGUUCACAGCUCAAGGCCCAGCGAGGAGCCCAGCCAUGGGUGGAACCCUGCGGCUGCUUUUCAAGGCUCUGAGGAGGAAGGGACCUUCCUGCUCCUGAGGCUGGGCCAUCUGUGCAUCUUCUACACAGCCUGGGGAGAAGGCCAUGAAACAAACGCUGAACCAAAUUGGCUGAGAAUUAUCAUUCAUUUAAACAAAAGAAAGAAGGAAAGAAAGAAAGAAAAUCCAAAUUUCCCUCUGUGAACCCCGACAGUAGUUGUGCUAGUGUGGGUCGUGAGCUGCUGUUGCUGCUGUGUAGACGGCUUUUGCUGUGUGCAGAUAGCAACUGUGCUGCAUGGGUUGGGGCAAUGUGGUCUAGCUGGUAUGUGUGUGUCAGUAGCCUCUGCAUGAGCCACAGCCCUUCAGGUCCCUUGUCAGUCUCAUUUUUAAUAGUGUGACCUAGAGAGGAAGAUAGAUGGUGAGUCCCAUAGCUGUACCAAGUACUUCCCAGGCCCAAGGUUUUAUAAAUCUCCUCAGUCCCUAAUUCUGACAAUGAGUAAAAACUGGAUACAGGGUCACUGUCCCUGCAGGGAAUUGGUCUUUCCACUUUAUACACUAGCUUAGAGACCCUGGGGCUCACACAGUGACACAAAUCAAGGCCAUGUAAGAGCAGUCCAUGAGAUCCCUAUGGUAUCUAUACCAUAAGAUUCUAUACCAUGACCCCUCAUAGCAUAGGGCAAAACCACCUCCCCUUUCUGAGCCUAAGGCUUGAUAUACACUGACUGGUCUAGAAGGAACCACUGAACUCUUGGGACCCUGCCUGUCUUGUUAAUGUCAAACUAGCAGCAACCAAGACAGCAGUUGAGAGAGCACAUAGAACUGGCCACCUCCCCCUUCCCAAAGAGUGGGGCCUACUGGUGCAAACUUGCCUUGUUUCUCCACCUCUGUCCAAGGGCAAAGUCCUUGUAUAACAUGACUACUGUAUCAUUAGUACCAUUGAAUUCUUUUUAAAUAGUCUAAGAAAUCCUGGGUUGAAAGCCACCUGGACAUUUUUCUGUCAUAGCAGGAUGCAUUCUAAUGGCCUUUAAAUGUGAUUUUUGAAUUCACCAAAUGUAUACAUCACAACACCUCAGGGAGAUGGCAAUUAAAAAAUAGAUACUCCUCUCCUUCUUCAUAGGUUUUCUCACAAGAGAAACCAGAAAAUGCAGACUGUGAGACCUGUUGGCCCCUUGUCCUAACAGCUGGUCUGCCAUGGUCCUGUGGUCAUGAAGGUGCACUGUCAGAGGCCAGGUCUAUGGGACCUCUUCUGCACCACAAUUGCUUUAUAGAAAGUGGUGUGGGGGAGGUCUUCCGACAUUGAGCUGAGCCCUAGCUGCUAUAGAUGGAGGAGGCUUAGAAUUGAGUUGACAAGUUAAGAGCAUGCUGUAGAGGACACUGGGACUCUCAGGUGCAAAUUGAGAAAACAAGAGAGUUUCCUUUGUGGGAAAACUAAGCUCUGGCAGCCCUGUGGAUGUUCCUCCAGUAGACUGUGGGGACUGAAGUAUAAGAGAGGAAGGCCUGGUACUUGGAUAAGAUGAGCAAACAUAUUCAGGUUGCCUUCCAUGAGAAGUGGGUGUUGGGAUGAGGAGCGGUGGUCUCAAUGAAGCUUCAAGGAGCAUCAAUUGAUGCCCCUCCUCAGAAGUACUGUUGGCUUGGUGGAUCUCUAAGGUCUGUUAACACAAGCCGCACAAGAAAGCACCCUCCCCUCCAUACAUUUGCCAUGCCUUGUAGAUGGAGAAAUGCUGUUGGGAAGCAGAAAAGUAGCCCAAGCACCUGAGAGUUAGGCAUUUAUGGACCAAAGGUUCAAAGUCUUAAAAACAAUUCGCUGAGUAUCUUUCCUGAAGGGAAGGCUCUACUAGGUGGUGAUUCAGGCUUCCUGGUUACAUGAUGGCCAUGGAUUGCCAUUGGCCCGUCCAUGUUCCUUGUGUACUAUGAGCAACACCCCGACCCCACAGGUGGAGCUAAGUCUAGGAACAUGGUCAUGGCUGUAGAGAUAUCAACUGUCUCAUAAGGCUACUCAAACUCGGAGCCCAAGAAUUCAGUCUCAACAUCCCAGUAUUUUAAUCAAACAUAACCAGCCAACCAAUAUAACGUGCAAUUUGGUAUCUGUUUCUGAACAUGACUGACAGACAGGAAGCAUUCAACUUCUCCAAAAGAAGAUUUACUCAUGUUUUCUGUGCUGUACACUCACCACUAACAAAGUAAAGGGCUGGUUCAGUAUCAUUCCCAUGCCACUGAUCAAUGAAUAGACUGUCCAUAGUCAUUGCUGAUAGAGAACUGGUAGGGGAAAGCAAGGCAGUUCACUAAUAAGGGCAUGGGAUUGACUGCCAUUGAGAAUUAAUCAAUGGUCAGAGGGUUUUAUUCAAGCAGCUGAAUAGCCUAGUCAGAUGGAGUCUUGACAGGACUGGAAUUCUCCCCUGAAGCAUGGCAAUGGUCUUUUGUUCCUUGACAAAGGAAUGACAUCCUCAGAGAGAAGCUGUCCAUUCUCUCCAAACCUAAGGGCAUACCAUGACAUGGAGGGACUGCCUGCUGAAAGUCAAAGACAUCGCUUCCAUGGGAGUAGUUGAGCAUGUCAUUGAGGUGUGUAAGAGGGUUUUAGAGAGCAGAGGGGGCUGGCCAUCCACAGAAGCAGUGCUGGGAGGGCUUCCCUCCCUCCAGUGAAGUUUCAUUUUAAGUCACCUGAGACUUUAAUGUACCAGAAAAAUAAAAUAUGGAGGGUAUCAUGCCAAACAUCAUGUUAUCUGGCAGACUGGAACUAGAGAGCUUACCUCAAACUCUGCUUAUCUGCUGGCAAAGGCCCAGGUUCAGAAUCAAAUGUGAAUGAAAGUUUUCAGUGGGCUGCAGCUAAUCCAUAUGUACUUUAACUUGGGAUGGAAAGCAGGACUCUCUCUCUGGUGAGCCCAGCUGCAUGGUACCGCUCCAGGUACCAUAGUCAGCCACAUGGUACCCCUCCAUCCAUUGAAAUCACAGGUUUUGGUCAUCUCAGCUUCCACUUGACUCUCAGAUACCCCUGUAUAGUUAAUUACCCAUUAACUAUACAGGGUUAUAAGUAAGCAGUGGCCCUAACUUCUAUAUCUAUCUAUAUCUAUCUAUAGAUAGGUCUAUAAUGCAUAGCAGCUUUCUAAGGCUUUCAAACAUGGGCUCAGGCCAAAGGGAAAGUCUGGAAUCCAAGAACUAGCCAUAAAAGGUGGAAGGUGCUGAGAGACCAAAGAAGGCACAGACAAACCCAAGAUUGCCCAGAACACAGUAUAUUAGGAACUUAGUGUCAGAAGCAUGCUCUGGGCAGCAGGAAGAUGAGAGAGUCCACACUCCAAGGUAAGGGGCAUGUAUGCCAAACCAGGCAAAAAUGGGCCUUGGCUAGGUCCCUGGGUUUCCCCAACCAUUCUUAAUGUGUCCUGUAUCAACUGAGAACCAGUCCAGGUGGCAGUGGCCAGCAUGAAUGCUUGGUUGACUAUCUUUGUCUUAAAGUUUUUAUUAUUUUGUUUUAUUUAUUUUAUUAAUGGGGUGUGGGGAAGUGUGAGUGUAGGUGUCCAAGCAGUCCAAAGAAGAGGGCUAGAUCCCUUGAACUCAGAGACACAGAUGGUUGUAAGCCAUCAGAUGCUGGUACUGGGGACUAAACUCAAGUCCUCUAUAAGAACAGUACACAGGCUUAAGUCCCUUUCUGAACUCAACACAACGUUCUCUUGUCUUUCUAAGCCCCCUCCUUUCCUCAAUGGCUACAAUAUUCGAAAUCCAUAUUAGGAAAUAACCCAGUGAUCCUUGUGGGCUGCCACUUUUGAGUCACCUUCUACACAGUCCUCUGGUGGGAAGCCAUGGAGGAGAAGAUUGUCUCCAAAGAAGGACUAUUCUCCACUGCUUAGUUCCUGCUAGCCUGCCAGACUCUUCCUGGUUUUUGUGGUUAAGAGAUAGAAGGGAGGAGGAAUGGGUGGACAGAACUGAAAGUCUCUCAUCAGUUUUGUGUUCUCUCUCUCUCUCUCUCUCUCUCUCUCUCUCUCUCUCUCUCUCUCU